This is a messenger RNA of Chinchilla lanigera (long-tailed chinchilla), 1618 nucleotides long. It is a transcript of the gene Tcn1, whose product is annotated as transcobalamin I (vitamin B12 binding protein, R binder family). Gene Ontology annotation, molecular function: cobalamin binding. Gene Ontology annotation, biological process: cobalamin transport. NCBI's taxonomy places the organism in Eukaryota, Metazoa, Chordata, Mammalia, Rodentia, Chinchillidae. The transcript has 9 exons. The record is from RefSeq and is a predicted model, not a curated record. The coding region runs from base 115 to 1416 and encodes 433 amino acids.
UACUGCGCAAUACUUGCUUGAGUGACAGCGACAGAGGCAACCUGAAGGAGAGCUCUCAGUACCCUCUGCCCGGCACCCGAGCCAAGCCCCAACACUGGCAAGCCAGCCGGAGACAUGGGACAGUCACGCCUGCUCCCCUUCGUGGGACUCCUAUUCUUUCAUCUUAUUCCAAACCAACUUUGCAAGACAUGUGAGGUAAGUGAAGAGAAAUACUUCCUUCUAAGCCCUCUGUGGAAAACAAUGACCCAUUCAAAGUACACCAUGGGAACCCAGUCUGCUGAUGUCCUGCUGUCCCUCAGACUUGUGGGGAUCCAGAACCAAACCCUAAUCCAGCCACUCUCGCAACAAGUCAGGAGGAGUGGGGGAAGCAAAGGGGUGAAUUUAAGCUCGGGACAGCUUGCUUUGAUUACACUGGCUUUGGGUGCUUGUCACACCCCUGAUGAAGCCUUCAUAUAUGACAAUCACCUGCUCAGCAGAUUAGAAAACAAAUUCCAGGCGGAAAUUAAAAACAUGGAAGCACACAAUGGCAGUCCUCUGACUAACUACUACCAGCUCAGCCUGGGAGCCCUGGCCUUGUGCCUGUUCCAUGGACGAUACUCCACCACCCAAGUUGCUGAACUCUUUGCUCCUGGAAAUAAAAACUAUUAUUUUCAUGGCCAGUUCGUCGUAGAUAUUGGGGCAAUGGCGGUUCUGGCUCUGACAUGCAUCAAGAGAGGUCUAGCAAACGGACAGACAAAGACAGAGAAAGAGGAUCUAAGGAGCAUCGAUAAUCAUAUACAGUCACUCGUAGAUAAGAUUUUGCUUGAGAAAAAAAGGAAUGGUCUCAUUGGAAAUACAUUUAGCACUGGAAUCGCCAUGCAGGCCCUCUUCAUCUCAUCAGACUAUUACAAAGAAAGUAAGUGGAACUGCGAACAAACUCUAAAGACGGUACUCGAGGAGAUUGCGCAGGGAGUGUUCAAUAUCCCAAUUGCUGCGGCUCAGAUCUUGCCUGCCCUCGUGGGAAAAACAUACUUGGAUGUCAACAGAGAUUCUUCUUGCACCAGUGGCUUAGGUAACUUCGACAUCUCCAGUCAUAAGCCUAUGUCUACAAAACCUCCUAACUCACCCUCAAAUAUCUCCAUUCAUUACUCUGUGAAAAUCAAUGAAAUAUAUUCCACCACCGUCACUGUGCCCAGUGGUUCUGUCUUCCUAGAUGUGAUGGAGGAAGCUCAGAAAAAGAACGAGACUCUAUUUGGUUUCACAGUGGAGCAGAGCUCGUGGGGCCCCUUCAUCACUUCUGUCCAGGGCCUGAAGGCCAGCAAUACUGACAGAACCUACUGGGAACUUCUGAGCAGCGGCAGAUCCCUGAGCCAAGGAGUUGGUAAUUAUGUUGUCCAUGAUGGAGAAGAUUUGGAGGUUCGUUGGAGCAAAUAUUAGCAAACUCGGACCUACACCUAAAAACUGACCUUCUGUUUUCCUUUUCACUUAUCCCAAUCCCAAAAGGGCAAUCAACAACCUCCCCACCUCUCUCCCAUGUUCAAUCGAAGAUCCACAGCUAUACAAAAGGAGCAUGUACUGACCACAUCCCUUUUAAAAAGGAUUUUAAUUUCCACAGUGGUUUCACCAAUCUACACUCCCA